Messenger RNA from Cylindrotheca closterium, 1416 nucleotides. Lineage: Eukaryota; Bacillariophyta; Bacillariophyceae; Bacillariales; Bacillariaceae. The record is from the annotation of a GenBank genome assembly.
AUGGCAGAAUCCUUCAACUCCACUCCUUCGGAACAAGUUGUUCGUCAGGUUGCAACCAUCAUCGGUGUUGACGAUGCAAUUGUCGACAAUGUCUGCAAACGGAUGGAAGAGGAAUUUAUUCUACAAGAGUGGCAAAUGUCGGCUCUUGAUGCUAGCGAAUGGAAGGCUUUAGAGGCUCCUAUUGGACUCGCAGCUGCCAUUCGAAAGCUUGCAUCGGUCGAAGAUCGGAAUGAUGCAUGGCGAACGAAUAAGUCCGGUUCUGCACCAAGUGUGAUUGCUUCAAGAUCACCGUACGCCCAAAGACUCACCGAUGCUACGAAAGGAUCAUUUGCCAAUAGAAGCGGCCAUAAAGAUCCAAAAUCUGCUGAAAUGUUCAUUAAGACAAUCCACGAAGAAAAGGAAAAGCAAGGAGGAAGCGAUGAUGACGAUGCUUCUCAGAUUGAUGCUGAAAGUGGUAGGACAAAACCACCACCAACGAAACCACAUUCGCUAUUCAAGUUGCUUUAUAAGAAUCAUCAUGAAGCAUGCAAGGCAUUUCACUCCACAACCUUUCCACUUUCUGAUACAUUCGAUCGGGCCCUCCUGCACAGUAAAUCGGGGGCUGAUUUGAAGGCCCACACUGUAUUCAAAAUGGAAAUCAGCGUAGUGGUGGCAGCUUUGCUCCUCGGCGCGGCAAUUGAACUGUGGGGAAUUUUUCCCCAGGAUGCUGUGGCUCAAAAACAUGAAAUCCCAGAUGGUGGUGAGCCAUACGUGCCCUAUAUAAUGGCUCUCAUUUUCCACACAUUGAGUGGACUCACGAUAUUGACGCAAUUAAUGACCGUAUUCUUGAAUGUUGGCCAGCUUUAUGUCGCAACCGCCAUAAGCGAGAACAAGUUCCCAAAGUUUUUCCAACAAAUUUUAGCUACAACCGCUUGGACAAACGGGUUAUUUCAACUUGGAGUGGUCGCGUUUAUGGUGAAUAUCGGAAUCCUAGUAAUGGGAACCAUCUUGGCAACAACCUCUGACAAGUACACGAUCAUAGUUUGUGGCCUGAUCAUUCCUCUUUUGGUCGUCAUACCUUGCGAAAUGCUCUUUCAUGUACUAUUGACAUACGUCGGUCGCACUGCUUUCAAUGGAUUUCUUCUGGUUUCACACGACAACCCAAACUCGGACGAUAUAUUGAGUUUUGAUCCAACGUCUGCCUCCGUGGCAGAGGGUACACUGUGUCAAAACUACUUUCUAGAUGUUAAUACGAAUGACGAGGAAGUGCUCGAUCGAAUUCAAAGAUUAAGACAACAACAUACCCGCUCUACUUCUACCCGCGGGGUAGAAAGUACGACAAUUCGAAACAGCAGGCUGAUUGUGCCUCUGGCAAACAAGCACAAUAUUGGGCCAGACUAUUUUCCUAAGUUCCAAGGUGUCAAAAAGCCAUCAUAG